Molecule: messenger RNA, 537 nt
Organism: Ilex paraguariensis (yerba mate)
Lineage: Eukaryota; Viridiplantae; Streptophyta; Magnoliopsida; Aquifoliales; Aquifoliaceae
Source: the annotation of a GenBank genome assembly
AUGAAACCUGUGGAAAAGCUGCGAAACUUCGCACUUCACAAAAGCGAUGCGAAGGAGAAGAAAGAACAUCAACCUUCAGCGCAUUUGGAUGGGGUUGCUCAGGUGGCUUAUUGUGUUGUUAUCUCCGACGACUACUGUGUUCUAAUUGGAAAGUUAGAUCAGGUGGAUGCUCCAUUUCCUCGAGCUUCAAAGUCAGAGGAUGCAGUGAAACCAGGGGGAAGGUUCUCAGGCAGCAGUGUCGGGUGGGCAGCCAUUCUUCUCCAGUAUUUGCAUUUUGCAGAGAAGUUUAAUUUGAUCCGGCUGAAAGGACAAGAGAAAUGCGACCAUCCACGACGAAGUUUCACACAUGUGCUACCUACUCCAGCUGAUGCAAAACGUCCAAAUUCAAGAAUAAACACUGCUGUCAUCCAAUCAAAUCCUACUAGCCUUGGUGGAAGCAGCCGGAAUUUAUGGAAUUCAUCCCCACUGGACACUGAUAUGCCUGAGAAAAAUUUUAUGGAUGAUAACUUGUCAGUACCCACUAAAAAUCACAGUUGA